This is a messenger RNA of Pyrus x bretschneideri (Chinese white pear), 501 nucleotides long. RefSeq names its product mavicyanin-like. The transcript has 2 exons. Gene Ontology annotation, cellular component: plasma membrane. NCBI's taxonomy places the organism in Eukaryota, Viridiplantae, Streptophyta, Magnoliopsida, Rosales, Rosaceae. The record is from RefSeq and is a predicted model, not a curated record. Bases 1 to 501 code for a protein of 166 amino acids. Gene Ontology annotation, molecular function: electron transfer activity.
AUGGCUAGAACCAUGAACAUGAACAAUGUGAUGGUCCUUGCUAUAGCAAUCGUAGCAAUAUCCGUAGUGCUACCUACAACAGAAGCUGCAUUGUAUUCCGUCGGCGACGAGUUGGGUUGGACUAUUCCUCCCCAAGCUGGCUAUUAUGCUGCCUGGGCUUCCAAGCAUAGCUUCUUCGUUAACGAUAUUCUAGUAUUUAACUUCACUGAAGGAGAAGAAGACUUGGCUAUGGUAACCAAGGAAGAUUUUGAUGCGUGUAACACCUCGAAUCCCUUGUUUUAUUUCGAUGAACCAUCAACGCUUAAAUUUCUCGCAAGCGACACGUUUUAUUUCACGAGCACCUUUGACGGGCACUGCCCCAGAGGGCAAAAGGUAGCUAUUUACAUUGCUCCGUCUUCAGCCACUCCCCCAUGCCCAAGUCCAACUGCUGCUGUUCAGGCUCAUGCGACAAUCCCCAUCAAAUUUGUGUCUAUGAAGGUCAAGCAAGGCAAAAGAUCAUGA